AUGGGUUUCGCGCACAACAACGUCCUCCACCAGAACCAUUUCCGCAAGGAUUGGCAGACCCGGGUCCGCACCUGGUUCGACCAGCCCGGCCGCAAGCUCCGCCGCCGCACUGCCCGCAAGACUAAGGCUGCCAAGCUCGGCGUUCGCCCCCUCACCCUCCUCCGCCCCGCUGUCCGUGCGCAGACCGUCCGCUACAACCGGAAAAUUCGUGAGGGCCGCGGCUUCACCCUGGCUGAGAUCAAGGAGGCUGGUAUUGGCAAGAAGGAGGCGCGUGGUGUCGGCAUCGUCGUCGACCACCGGAGGCGAAACCUGAGCGAGGAGGGCAAGGCGAUCAACGUUGAGCGCCUGAAGGUGUACAAGGAGCGCCUCAUCGUCUUCCCCCGCAACUCGAAGAAGCCCAAGAAGGGCGACUCCACUGGUGACGACCUCUCCGCCCCCACGACCCGCGCGACUCUCCCCAUCCCUUCCCCCUUCGUCCGCGAGGAGCCCCGCAAGAUCACCGAGGAGGAGCGCGAGUUCAAGGCUUACCGCACUCUCCGCGACGAGCGUGCCACCGCCCGCAACGAGGGCAAGCGCAAGCUCCGGGAGGCGAAGAAGGCCGAGGAGGAGGCCAACAAGAAGAAGUAA
Messenger RNA from Trametes versicolor FP-101664 SS1, 627 nucleotides. RefSeq names its product 60S ribosomal protein L13. The record is from RefSeq and is a predicted model, not a curated record. NCBI's taxonomy places the organism in Eukaryota, Fungi, Basidiomycota, Agaricomycetes, Polyporales, Polyporaceae. Gene Ontology annotation, cellular component: cytosolic large ribosomal subunit; ribosome. Gene Ontology annotation, biological process: translation. The coding region runs from base 1 to 627 and encodes 208 amino acids. The transcript has 4 exons. Gene Ontology annotation, molecular function: RNA binding; structural constituent of ribosome.